Lasiodiplodia theobromae is the source of this 255-nucleotide messenger RNA. RefSeq names its product Double-stranded rna-binding-like. The transcript is spliced from 3 exons. The coding region runs from base 1 to 255 and encodes 84 amino acids. The record is from RefSeq and is a predicted model, not a curated record. Lineage: Eukaryota; Fungi; Ascomycota; Dothideomycetes; Botryosphaeriales; Botryosphaeriaceae.
AUGGCCAGUCGUCCUAGCUCGUGGCAGGAGAAGCUGCAGGACUACUGCAGAGCCAUCUCCUACCCGCCGCCCGUCUACAAGGAGUUCUCUGACCGUCGAGGAGGACGUACCGCCUGGUCGAGCAGCGUCCACAUCGGCAACAUGAGCGUGCCGGCGCGCUUCUGGUACGACGGCCAGUACGUCGACAAGGCCAAGGAAGAUGCCGCCGAGGUGGCCUUGCAGAGGCUGUGCAGUACGCAGCCGCAGCGUUGGUGA